This is a messenger RNA of Necator americanus (New World hookworm), 1644 nucleotides long. RefSeq lists its product as uncharacterized. Bases 1 to 1644 code for a protein of 547 amino acids. The record is from RefSeq and is a predicted model, not a curated record. Gene Ontology annotation, biological process: positive regulation of ubiquitin-dependent protein catabolic process. Lineage: Eukaryota; Metazoa; Nematoda; Chromadorea; Rhabditida; Ancylostomatidae. The transcript has 16 exons. Gene Ontology annotation, molecular function: cullin family protein binding.
AUGGAGGAACUAGAUCGUCAAAUUCUUCAGGUAUCUCACGAAUUGGACUGCUCAUUUUGGCAACCUGAUCUCACAUCUCUCGAUCAACUAUCAUCGGAAGACAACAUCGAAUUCUUAAUAAGAUGUUUGUGGUUAAUCUCACCGAUCUCAAAGACAGCGAUUCCAUCAUGCAAACUUUCACCAAAUAUUCUACAACGAUUCCAAACAGUAACAUACUUAGCCAAUUCAUUCAAGGAGAACCAAAUACGAGGAGAUUUUGGCUAUCAAACUCUUCUAUAUGGAAACACUGCUGAGCUACGUCAGGUUUUUAUUGCUGUAAUAGAAAAGCUCCCGAAAAAUGCGCACAUUGGAGAAAGCUUAUCCCAGUUCACUUUCGAUCCUGAUUCUGCAUGGGUUCCUGAAUUUUGUAGGCGUUUGAGACUGAAGCGACAGGGACGAUUUUGGUUCCCCCCAGAAAAUGAGCCUGACAUUUUUGCACUGUCUUCUCGAAGAGCAUUAUAUGAAGCACUCAUUGCGGGCGAGUCGAAUUCUGCAUUUGCUAACCUUGUUUCGGCUACUCGUUCGAAACCACCAAUCCCUGCCAAGCCGAGUGGGCUCGGGAUCUCUCAGACGGAGACUGUGGAGAAGAGUGUGGGCGCAGCUGAACUAGGUCCGCAACGAAUGCGUCUUGCUGAAAUACUCCAGGGGCUCGCUGCGAAGCAAGAGGAGCUGAUGAAAAUAGAGGACGAGAUUUUGGACUAUCAGCAGCGAAAUUCUGGUGUCAAAGAGAGCUUCCCUUCGGACAGUGAAAAAUUGAUGGUUUUUCUGGAGAAUCCUGAAAUAAUGCGGGCGAAAAUUUUGAACUUCAUCACAGAAAGUGAUGUCCGCUUGGAAAAGAUGGAAGCAGAUUUUAAAGAAUCUCGCGAAAAGCUCCUGCGAGACUUGGAAGAAUUGCAAAAUCAGCAGUCGCAUCAGAGCAGUUCUUCUAGUGAGGAAAUGCUUAAAAAUAGUAAAAAGUUGGAGGAAAUGAGGACAGAGAUUGAGCGAAAUAACUGUUUAGCUGAAAAAUUGAGAUCUCGUUUGGAGCAGAUAUCGAAGAAAGAUCUUGACCGCGGCUUAAUGAUACGUCGUAUCAUGGAAAUGACGGGAAGUAUCCAAAAGCAGGAUCAAGAAAUACAAAAGGUUAUUAUGGAAAACUUGAGUGUGCAAAGGGAACUGAAAUGGUUGACACAAACACUACAUAGGACAUUCAAUACGAUAGAAGAAACAUUAUUCAGGGGGACAGACGAUGCAAAAGGAGAACGUGCAUAUAAACUGUUCGGAAAGCUCCAUUCGGCAUGUAUGAUUUCUGUAGAAGCUAUAGAACAAAAUGGUGCACUUUCACGUCAGAAUGAAGAGUUAAUUGACCUUAUUGAAAUUGAGAAACAAGGACAAUUUGACCAGCAGUUAGCGCGCAUACAAGCCGAUUUAGAUGCCAUAGAGGAAGAAAAUAUGCGACUCGAGAAUCAUUUCGUGACUAAUGUUGAGUGGGCAGCGCAUAAUUUUCCUGAUGAUGUUUAUUACAAAAAUUGUGGUUGUAAUGGGGGUGAGGCGACCAUCACGCUCUUUACUCCAGACGACUGCUUCACAUCAUCCGCUAAGAUCAUGAGAAAUUGCAGUAGAUGA